Molecule: messenger RNA, 1352 nt
Organism: Tachysurus fulvidraco (yellow catfish)
Lineage: Eukaryota; Metazoa; Chordata; Actinopteri; Siluriformes; Bagridae
Product: afadin- and alpha-actinin-binding protein
Exons: 11
Coding region: 16-1290 (424 amino acids)
Source: RefSeq, a predicted model, not a curated record
UUGUGUGUGUAACUGAUGAGCAGUAAUAACAUCCACCUGAGGCUGGGCUCACACUCUCAGGGUCAAGUCCAAAUCCCAACCGAGUUUACACGUCGUUCAUGCACGAGGUCACGAUCACGAGAGCAGCUCAUGGAGAGAGAUCAGUUCAUCACCAGGCUGCGAGAUGCUCUUCAGGGUGAGAGGGAGAAGACCUCCAAGCUGCAGUCUCGCUGUAACCAGCAGGCAUUAGAAUUAAAACGCAGAGAGCAGCUCAUCAACAGGAUGAAGGAGAAGCUCUCGCAGUUUACAGACAGACACCGAGGCCUGUCUAUAGAGACCAUAAAUGCUCAUCCUAAGCUGCUAGGACAGAGAGAGCCUGUGUCCCGGAGAGCACAGUCUGAUGGCAGGAAAGAGGAGGCUCUGAGGUUAAUGCUGGAGAGGAGGGAGGCUGAACUCAGGGAAGCUAUGAAGCUGCGUCACAGCCUCACGACUCUACUGCACGCGCUCAGAACUGACAUGCAGCAGACUCUAGAGGAGGUUGUGAACACCGAGGAGGAGGAAGAGGAGAAGACGGCCACGAGCAGGCUAGUCCAAUCAGAGCAGUCGCUUGGUGAUCAUGUGACAGGUGGUGUGUUUCUGGAGUGGACACACGUACAGAAGAGGAUGAGGGAGCUGCAGGCACAAAGCCCAGUUGCAGUGAGAACAGACCAGGAGAAGCUCUUGGCUCAGCUUGAAGAAGAGCUGGAGCAGAGCAGAGAGUUGGUCCGAGUGCAGCAGCAGCUUCUGCAGGAAAGUGUGGCUGUUCCUCUCCCAGACCCACUGGUCGACUCUUACUAUCUUGAGGAGUGGGAACGGCUUCAGGACAAGUGGGCGGAAUUUGACAGACAAAGGAGGAGCUUCCAGCAGGAGAGACAGGCCUUCACUGAUGCCGCAAUCCGAUUGGGCCGUGAGAGAUGUGAGUUUGAACAGCAGAAGGCCUCUCUGCUGAAACAGCAGUUCCUCAGCACAUCUCCAGUUAUGAAGACUUCACACUCUAACAGGAGAGAGAGCACAGUGCUCAGUGAACUGCGAAUGAUGGCUCCAGGUCGUCUGUCUCUGUCACCCUGUGUCACUCCAACCUCUGAGGGCUCAGAGGUCAUGCCCUGGUCAGGGCAGAAUACAGGAAUGACUCCCAACACCCCUGAGCUCUACUGUAUGCUUCAGCUCCCAUUUUACUGCAGGGAGUUUGACAGUCCUCUGUCUGAGACUUGGGUGAAAGAGACGCAGAGAGGUGACUUCAGUCUGGACAAACAAAACAUGGACAACUUUUAAUUGUGUGUGAGGAGGGUGAUGCUGUUUGUAUAAAUAACAUAAAUAAAGACAUUUAAACUCUA